AUGGCACUACCGGCGCCACUGCUAGAGAUCAUUGCUGCUAUCAUAACGUAUACAGCCCCCUCGCAAUGGUGUCAGGCUUUCUUCGCCAUCGCAACAAUCACCGCGCUAUCUGUCCAACUGAUUCCCAAGGCCUCUCAAUCCCUGCUCCUUGACUAUGGCCCUCGCGCAACACAAGCCAAGCAUGGCGCUCCCGGAGACCGAACAGACUGGCUAUACACGAGUGUCCGGCUCGUCACGGCGGUGCAGGUGCCGCACUCGUGGUUCAAUCACUUUUACGCCGCGUCCGUGGCGGCAUCUGCCUUUUGGGCAUAUCAGUAUUUCGCUGGCAGGUCCUUGUUAUUGGCAAUAAUCACGAAGCAGGCAGCUGUGGAGGGCCCUUCCAUGGGGAAGGAACAGGUCUGGCUGGUAUGGAGUUUGAUGGCUCUGCAAGGUGGACGCAGACUGUUCGAAUGCUUCUAUGUCAUGAAGCCGUCCCGUUCAAAGAUGUGGCUAGGUCACUGGGCUUUGGGCUUGAUUUAUUAUCUUGAUAUGAGCGUUGCGAUCUGGAUCGAAGGAUCACGUUCACUCUUGCAUUCCGAGGCAGACACUGCAGUGUCAAGCCGCUUCUCAACCUCCCAACUCGUGGGUAUUGCCAUCUUUACCACAGGAUGGUUGCAGCAGCACAAAUGCCACCAGUAUCUGGCCAGUCUGAAGAAGUACACCUUGCCUGAACAGGGACUAUUCAGGCACAUCGUAUGCGCUCAUUACACCUGCGAGUGUCUCGUCUACGGCGGACUCGCCAUGGCCGCAGCCCCAUCUGGACGGUGGUUUAAUCGUACACUCAUCUGUGGCCUCUGGUUCGUCGUUGUCAACCUCGGCAGCACAGCCCACGGUACGAAGAAAUGGUACUCCGAAAAGUUUGGCGAGGCAAGAGUGGCGCCCAAGUGGAAGAUGAUCCCCUUUAUCUUUUGAUACUCACUUGAGCAAAGAGAUGGGUUGUCUCAACGCCCUCCAAGAAAUCCAAACCUAGACCCCAGCUUGGAGACUUUCAUUACGUCUCGGUAUGUGAGGCUCGUGCGAGUUGCGCGUACGUUGUGGCCCUCGCUGAAGCUUUCCGGGGAUCCCAGCAGGGCCCAGUUUGCGACUGUGUCGGCCGAGAGUUCCACGUCCUGCUCAAGGUCCGCGAUGCCAUGUAAAUAAUCGGUGUAGAGCGCAUCAGUCGUGAUCAAAAGGCUCCGCGGCUCCUGCAAGAUUCGCCAAAUAGGCUUCGGGUCCAAGGCACCGUCAUCUUUGCUCUGAUGGAGAUUCAGGCACAAGCUUGCACCCAGACUGACUGUGCAAACAACCGGGUGGUAGGCAGAUCCGUCCUGUAUUUGGUCUCAUGAGUACUCCUGCGUAUAUGCAACAACAUACCCUAGACUUGCCUUGUGCGGCAUGAUACCCACUCCAGGGGGGUAUUCGUUGAUCAAAACGUGGUUCGGUCGUUUGUGGGGGCUGUCGGAAAACAAGCUGUCGGAAGCAUCGUCGUUGGAGCGACGUAGGUCACAAAGUCGAGUAACGAUGGGCGUCUCGAGCCAACGAGGCAGAGGGGCAUCAAUGAGCUUGUCGUGUACAAGAUCGGACGGCCAGGUUUGCAGACGACGGUGGGUAAGCUGCUUCCACCGCGGUUUCGGCGCUUCUGCGAUCUUUCGGCAGUCAGCAGCUUGUUCUGGGCUGGCUGUUCAAGUCAUGUCGUCGCCACCAGUACCUUUUGCAGGAUGCUGGCCUCUUCUUCCUCGGACAAGAAGUUUGGGAUGUAGAAAGCAGAUGCUGGCAGCGUUGUGAUUUUGGCCUCAGCCAGAGAUGGCAGGGGUUGUAAGGUCAUGGCGGC
Molecule: messenger RNA, 1849 nt
Organism: Verticillium dahliae VdLs.17
Lineage: Eukaryota; Fungi; Ascomycota; Sordariomycetes; Glomerellales; Plectosphaerellaceae
Exons: 2
Coding region: 1-951 (316 amino acids)
Biological process (GO): polyprenol catabolic process; dolichol-linked oligosaccharide biosynthetic process
Cellular component (GO): endoplasmic reticulum
Molecular function (GO): 3-oxo-5-alpha-steroid 4-dehydrogenase activity
Source: RefSeq, a predicted model, not a curated record